AUGCAAUCAGAAGACGAAAUACAACCAUUAAUUGAAUAUAGCUCAUUACCCAAUUUAACGUUUUUUGAUGAGCUCUAUUCACAAAGUAUAAAAGCAGAUGUUGACUCAGAAGAGGAAACAUAUCAAAAGAAAUGUAAAAGUUACUAUAUUCAUAGGAUAUUUGAUAAGAAUAUAGCUGAUUCAAGUGGUCUCCUAAAUGAAGGUUUCGAUGAAGGGUUUGAUGAAGAAAAGAUUAUUAACAGUGCAGAUGAUCUUCACACACCAAUAAUUUUAGAGGAUGGGACAAAAUUGAAUGUACAGCAGUAUCGUCAGUUUCGUCAUAAGAAGCAGCAGUUAGUAUGGGACUGUGUUCGUGCGAGGUGGUCGAAGGUUGCGGGCUUGGAGCGAGGAGCUAGUUGUACUAAUGUACAUACACUCGCCUCCCGCCCUCCUUGCGCUGAGAGGAGAAUGAGAAUGUUAAACAUCUAUGGCUUGAAUGAGAUUAAAGUGCCUGUCCAAUCUAUAUUGACCCUGACCCUACUAGAAGUCUUCAAUCCAUUCUAUGUGUUCCAACUGUUCACUAUAGCUGUGUGGUUGGCUGAGCCCUACUACUAUUACUGCGUCGCUGUAGUACUUAUGUCUACAUUUGGUGUUGCCACUUCUGUUAUACAAACCAAAAAGAAUCAAGAAACUCUGCGUGAUACGGUAGAAGCUCGAGCCACUGUUGAACUAUGGGGUGGUAGGAUAGUUGACAGUCGAGCAUUGUGUCCGGGAGACGUAUUGGUGUUACCAGCGAAUGGUACCACAAUGAUGUGUGAUGCUGCUCUGCUAACUGGACAGGCGAUCGUCAAUGAGAGUAUGUUGACUGGAGAAUCGGUUCCAGUGACGAAGUUAGCGUUGCAGCGUAUUGAUAAAGAGUUUAACAUGAAGGAACAUAGCUCGAGUGUGCUAUUCUGUGGCACUGAAGUAUUGCAGACGAGAUACUACAACAACGAACCAGUCAAGGCUGUAGUACUUCGUACUGGAUAUAGUACUACGAAGGGUGAGCUAGUUCGAAGCAUUCUAUACCCCGCCCCAGCAGAUUUCAAGUUUGAUAGAGAUUCCUACAAGUUUAUAUUCAUUCUGACCGUCAUAGCUAUAUUGGGCCUAGGGUACACUGUCGCUUUAAAGGCUUACCGAGGUCUCACUGUAGGAGAUAUAAUUCUGAAAGCCUUAGACAUCAUAACAAUAGUAGUUCCGCCCGCACUUCCGGCCGCCAUGACAGUUGGCAGGCUGUAUGCUGUGGGUCGACUCAAAAAGGCUGAGAUUUCGUGUCUCAACACACGAGCUGUUAAUGUCAGCGGAUCGUUAGACUGCAUGUGUUUUGAUAAGACAGGAACUUUAACAGAAGACGGCCUUGAUAUGUGGGGGGUUGUCACAACCAAUACUAAUCUCUCCCCUCCAAUGCUAGCAAGACCUACAAGAGAUCCGAAAUUACUGAACGACUUACACGAAUUGAAGAUAGGCAUGGCUUCAUGCCACAGUCUAACAUUAUUGAAUGGAAAUCUGGCUGGCGAUCCUCUUGACUUAAAGAUGUUUGAGUCGACUGGAUGGAGUUUGGAGGAACCGGAAGUGGCUGAGACUAAUAAAUUUGAUGUGCUCACACCUACAAUAGUCAGGCCGAAAGGAUCUGCUAAUAUACACGUUGAUGAUUUACACAUGCCGCUUGAAGUUGGGAUCGUCCAUCAAUAUCAAUUCGUGUCAGCGCUGCAGCGGUCGUCAGUGGCUGUGAAGCUUUUAGGAGAAGAUGUCAUACGUCUGUACUGUAAGGGGGCACCGGAAAUGAUACGGACGCUGUGUCGACCGGAAACUGUUCCAGCUGACCUUGAAUCUGUGUUAUCAUCAUAUGCAGAGAAGGGGUAUAGAGUUAUAGCACUAGGGAGCAGAGUAUUGAGGACCCCACCUUUACAAUUGAUAAGAAUUGAGAGAGAGGAGGUUGAAUGUGAACUAGAGUUCCUUGGUCUUGUUAUAAUGGAGAAUCGUUUGAAGCCCGCUACUACUGGCAUUAUAAGGGAAUUGAAAGAAGCAAACAUACACGUUGUUAUGAUUACAGGUGACAACAUACACACAGCUAUAAGUGUGGCCAAGGAGUGUGGUAUUCUAGCCAGCGGUGAGCGUGUGGUCACCAUGAGUGUGGAUGGUGGGCGCGUGUACUGUGACAAUACAUUACAUGGGGUGGCUGUAGGUCGUAGGGUGACCUUGGACAAAAUUUGGGACAAUCUGGACAGUGGGUGUGGCUCGAGCACACACACAAACACACACACGAGCACACAAGACUUGGAAACGGCGUUAAAUGAACCGACAUACAAGAUAGUUAUGACUGGAGAUACUUGGAAGUCUGUCCGUGGUCUGUCUUCAUCUGUGUGGGGUCGUGUGUUAGUCCGUGGUGCUGUGUUCGCUCGCGUGUCUCCGGACCUCAAACAACAACUGGUGCUUGAUUAUCGUGCUCUUGGUUAUUACGUCGGUAUGUGUGGCGAUGGUUCCAACGACGUGGGCGCUCUCCGUGCCGCCCACGUGGGCGUUUCUCUCUCCCGUGAGUGUAGCGUCGCGGCGCCCUUUAGCAGCGCUCGACCAGACAUAGCGUGUGUUGCUCGCCUCUUAAAGGAAGGUCGAGCGGCCUUAUCUACUAGCUUCGGUAUAUUCAAAUUCAUGAUAGCAUAUUCUCUAACAGAAUUCUUCUCAGUGGCAUUCCUAUACUAUUUUGAUUCAAAUCUAACUGAUUUCCAAUUCCUGUAUGUAGAUGUCGCUUUGAUAGUUAAUUUCGCGUUCUUUUUUGGUAUGACGGAAGCUUAUACGGGCGAAUUAUGUAAACUACCACCUCUGACGUCACUACUGGGUAUAGUUCCUUUAUCAUCUUUGGUCGGUCAAAUAGUAUUGAUAGCUAUCGCUCAAUACUUGAGUUUCCUAUCCCUAACAUAUUUCCCGUGGUAUGUACGACAUACAUACGAAGGCGCUGAGGCUAACGAAUGUUGGGAAAACUACGCAAUUUUCACCGUAUCUAUGUUCCAAUAUAUAACUAUGGCGAUAGUAUUCAGUCAUGGCUCCCCAUACAGACGAUCAGUGAUAACAAACACUAAACUAAUGAUAAGUGUUGUAAUAAUGACAUUAUUAUGUAUAUAUAUAACCCUCUCGCCAGCGGAAUGGUUGGCAAAAUUCCUUCAACUCAGAAUGCCCAAGGACGUUUUAAUGUCAUACAUAGUUUUAGCCCUGGCGUCGUUCAAUUUCGUGAUAGCGUUGUUCUUUGAGAGGAUUGUAAUACAGCAUUUUAUGGAAAAUAUGAGGAAAAUACCAUCGUUCAUCAAGGAAAGAGAGGUGAUGAAAACUCCUCACCUAAUGAUGAAGCGACAUCUGUCGGAUAUGGACUAUCUCACAUGUGAAAGUAUUUUGAAAUUCGAUUCUGAGACUAAAGAAUCUAUAUUCGAUUCGGAUUCUUGA
Danaus chrysippus (African queen) is the source of this 3453-nucleotide messenger RNA. The record is from the annotation of a GenBank genome assembly. Lineage: Eukaryota; Metazoa; Arthropoda; Insecta; Lepidoptera; Nymphalidae.